AUGGCUGUGCGGAACCUAGGACAGAAUGGGAUACUUCUAAGGAGACUGAUCCAGAGUGGUACGCAGCCAUGUAUAUGUCCGUUAACCAAGUACUUUAGACCUAACAUCGCAGCAGAUGCCGGCCGUCUUAAUAUCGCCAGAUAUGCCCACUCUGCUUUCCGGGCGCAGCCUACUUAUCCAGCCCAGCAGUCAGUGAGCCUUGAGCUCGCCCAGCGCCGGUGUGGCUACUCAACUGGCCCAUCCACAUCGCACGGCUCAAACAACUCCAACCCCUUCCCUCCGCCUGGGUUCAAUGUUGAAAAAGCAAAGCAGCCUCUCCCGAAAGAGCCUCAGUCGACAACUGCCUCGUCAGCUGAAGCUAAUACUUCAAGUUCCAUCUCUAGGAGGUUAGACAGUAUAGAGAUUGAGUCAAAGGAGUUAGAGAAAAGGAUACAUGAAGCUGCCGCUGUCGAGGCAUCUGAGAAAGGCCAAGUAGAAGAGAAGAAGGAGGUUAAAAAGCUGACCAUUGGCCAAAAGAUUAAGAAGGAGGUACAGCAUUACUGGGACGGAACAAAACUAUUGGCGGCAGAAGUUAAAAUCAGUUCGAAACUUGCACUUAAGAUGGCUGCAGGAUAUGAACUAACUCGUCUCGUCCCUUUCUCUGCCUUUGUUAUCAUCCCUUUUGCGGAACUGCUUCUUCCGGUGGCUCUGAAGCUCUUCCCCAACCUUCUACCUAGCACCUAUGAAGGCCAAAAGUCCAAGGAUGACAAGGCUGCAACUCUGCGAGGCACACGAAAAGAGGUCUCGAACUUCCUCCAAGGAACUCUCAAGGAAACCGGCCUUCCAGUCAGCCCUGUAAAUGCCAAGAAGGAGGAAUUUACAGAGUUCUUCCGCAAAGUCCGAGCGACAGGAGAAACCCCGUCGGACGAAGAUGUUAUCGCCGUCUGCAAGAUUUUCAAGGAUGAUCUCACGUUGGACAAUCUAUCAAGGCCCCAGCUGGUGGCGAUGUGCAAAUACAUGAAUCUCAACACUUUCGGCACCGAUGCAAUGCUCCGGUACACCAUCCGGGUUCGGAUGCGCCAGAUCAAACGUGAUGAUAGGGCCAUUGCGUACGAAGGAGUUGACUCCCUGCUUAUUCCCGAACUUCAGAUGGCAUGCGCAUCCCGCGGUCUUCGAACCCACGGCCUUUCGCCAGCUAGACUCCGCGAUGAUCUCUCCAUGUGGCUUGACCUCCGCCUGAAGCAGGGUGUCCCAUCUACUCUCCUCGUUCUUAGCAAUGCAUACAUGUAUACCCAGCACUCCCAGGAGUACGAAAUCUCCUCUCAGAUGGACGCUCUCCGAUCCGUCCUUUCCAGUAUCCCCGAGGAGCUCUUCCACGAAAUCGAGCUCGAGGUUCACAAUGCCGAGGGAGCAGCUACAAACAGGCAGCGUCUUGAGGUUGUGAAGGAACAACAGGAACUGAUUGAGGAAGAAAACGAACAGAUCACCGAAAACGGGAAUACGGGUAUGCCAGCGCCAAAAGAUCAUGAGGACAUCGAUGAAAAAGAAGACAAACACGCGGAGGCGUCGGCCGGAGCUGAGUCCACUGCACAGUUCGAAAAGACAGAAAGCGAUACCGCAGCCGAUAAAGAGUCUCCCAAACAGACACAGGCAGAUGACAAAAAGCAGUGA
Microsporum canis CBS 113480 is the source of this 1650-nucleotide messenger RNA. Its product is annotated as MRS7 family protein. NCBI's taxonomy places the organism in Eukaryota, Fungi, Ascomycota, Eurotiomycetes, Onygenales, Arthrodermataceae. The coding region runs from base 1 to 1650 and encodes 549 amino acids. Gene Ontology annotation, molecular function: ribosome binding. Gene Ontology annotation, biological process: intracellular monoatomic cation homeostasis. Gene Ontology annotation, cellular component: mitochondrial inner membrane. The transcript is spliced from 2 exons. The record is from RefSeq and is a predicted model, not a curated record.